AUGACAAGUUGGCAGGCCCGCGUGCCAGCUGCUGAAAUUUGUUAAUUAAAAAAAUGCAAAAAUGACACGGGAGAUAAAUAAAGUGAACUACUAAGCGUACUGAAAGUAAAUCAACUAAUUCCCUUUCAAGGCGAAAUGGAGAAGCGACAGAGGGAGCUGGAGGCGCUAGUGUCCACCCAAAAGGAGCAACUGGGGCGCUAUGAGAAGCGUCUAAAAGACGUGGUCACUGCCUACAAGGGUCUGCUUAAGGAGAAGGAGGCAUUGGAGACGAGUCUGGCGGCGCAUGCGGAGGCCACGGCAGUGGGCGAGUCCGAAUCGCCGUCCAGGGAGCUGAAGUCUAAAAAAACCAGCGCCGACUCUGCGGAUGGAGCAACCGAGGGCGUUGCACAGGGUCCUUUUGUUCCGCCAGCCGAGGGUCAACUGCAGACCCAAAUUAUCACCCUGAUGAACUCGCUGGCCACUCUUUCCGCUGAGAAAUCCCGCAUGGAGGCCUCCUUCCAGGCGGAUAAAAAGCAACUGCGCGGCCAAAUCGCCCAAAAGGAGCAGACCAUACAGGAGCUUAAUACGCGGGCCAAGGAGCAGGCUGCGCAGGCCAAAAGCGACGUGGACGAGGUCAAGGCAAAGUGGAUUGUGGAGCGACAGGAGCGCGAGAAGGAGACCAACAACCAAAUGCUCAUGAUCCGCGAACUGCAGAAGCUCUAUGCUGACGAGCGGCAUCUAAAGGACAACAUCGAGAUGCAGUUGAACAACUUCAAGACCCAGUUCGCCAGCAACGAGGCGGAAAAUAGCCGGCUACGGGAAUUGCAGUCCCAGCUAAAGGAGGCUCGCUCCCAGCUAAAACAGUUCCAGACCAAGGCCGAGCACUCUGCAGCAGCGUCAGCGAGUGCAGACAGCGCCGCUCUCGUUCAGCAAGUGCGCCUUGAGAUGCAGCAGCUGAAGGAGCAGCAUUCAGUGGCCAUUCGUCAAGAACAGCGACGCGUGCUGCGAGCAGAGGAACAGAGUCGCAGGCAGGCGGCGCUGCACGAGGAUCGCGUGGCCAGUCUAGAGGCACGCCUGGCGGAGCUCAGCACCACUGUGGGCACCUACGACCGCCUGCGUCAGCAAGAUCAGGACAGCAUCCAUGAUUUGAAGCAGCAGCUGCAGGAUCUAGAGCAGGCACACGUGCGUCCAACAUCCAAUUCAAGGGCGCUUAACGAAGAUGUGGACGUAGCCACGCUGGUUGACGAGAUGGUGCGCCUGAAGAAACUGCUUACCACAGCCAAUGCCCGUUCUGCCAAUCCACUGGAUCUCGGGGAGAUCCUAUCAUUUAGCGGCCAAACAGCUACGCGAGUCGAGAGUCACGCCCACUGCGAGCAACAGCUUCAGGGUGUGCAGCAAAUGCUCGAGGCAUCCAAGCAGCAGCGACAGCUACUCGAACAGAAGGUGCAGCUGCAGCACUCGCACAUCCAAACGCUGCAGGAAAAGGUGCAGGUGCUUAAUCGCAACAUCGACGAGGCGGAAGUUGAACUAAAGCAGCAGGGCGAAAAGCUGCGCCUGGCAUUGAAAAACGAGCGAACCAAGUGGCAGGAAGCCAAGGCUGAACUUGAGAACGAGACGCGCUGCAAACUGAACGAGCUGGAACAGCUACUGCAGAAGCAGCGCCAGAGGUCACUGCAGCUGCUGGACGAGAAGGAGCAGGAGAUCAAGACACUGCAGACCUCCUUCGAGGUCUUUCACUCGGCCAGCGGUGUGGGCAGCACACUGGCCACACCCACACUGGAAGCAGCUGCCGAUUCCUUUCACUAUUCCUCCGACACCGACAGCGUAGAGGGCGAGCAGCGGGAAAGGAAGGUGAAGGUGCGCUCCAAGAAAAUGUCGAUGGGCGAGAACUGCCACAUGCUGCACUACGCCAACGAGUUGGCGCGCAAGGACAUCGAAAUCACGACACUGCGGAAAGCCAAGUACGCCGCCGAGUCGACGCUGCGAAAGGCGAUCCAGGACAAGGUGACAUCUCAGCAAGAAAUGCACGAGAAAAUCGAGUGCCUGGAAGAGCAGGUGGACAGACUCGAACGUUGCAAGACGCGCGAGGGUGCCAAUCUGGAGUACCUGAAGAACGUUAUUAUCAGCUACAUUGUUACCCGAGACGCGGACGGCAAACGUCACAUGCUGAACGCCAUCUCGGCGGUGCUCCAGUUCACCACCGCAGAGAUGCAGGCGAUCAAUGCAUCAUUCCAGAAGAAAUAACAUUCGUACUUUUGUUUAACAAUCAUGUGCAACAUAUUUAAAACUCUACAAACAGAUCCUAAAUAGAUAACUAACUAAAUCCGA
Drosophila mauritiana is the source of this 2307-nucleotide messenger RNA. It is a transcript of the gene GCC88, whose product is annotated as GRIP and coiled-coil domain-containing protein 1. The transcript is spliced from 3 exons. Lineage: Eukaryota; Metazoa; Arthropoda; Insecta; Diptera; Drosophilidae. The record is from RefSeq and is a predicted model, not a curated record. Gene Ontology annotation, cellular component: Golgi apparatus. Bases 136 to 2223 code for a protein of 695 amino acids.